AUGGCUGCUUUGGAUUCAAGCAAGUUGAAAAUAGAAAGCAGAACUUUAUACGUUCCGCCCUUAGAGGAACUCAAAACUGUUUUCAGUGAAGCUCUUUCAAAAAACUUUGCUGAAUUCUCAGUGGAGAUCGUAGACUCUCCAGAUUUGAAAGAAAAACCCUUCACUCUAGCAGCUUCUGGUUUAGGUGGAAAAGCAACCGUAUUAGAAGUGGGUGGGCCAUUCUUUUUGCGCCCUUUGGUUCACAGAGAUAAAGUUUAUGAUAUUAAAACCAUGGCCCCGCUUGUGGGCCACGGAGAGAAAUCCUUUGUAAUCGGAGCCGCUGGUGGCCCCUGGCCAUAUAUAAACAACAAUUGCGAAUUGAUGAUGAACGUACUUUUGGAUAAUCCUAAACCGUCUGAAAGCUCCCGAAUUGCUUUCGUCGACAAAAACAAUGGAACAAGUGUCUUACAAGUUUUGCCUAAAAACGAAACUCGUUUCGCACUUAUGGCAAAUUUAUUUUUAAGUGAAGGCAAACCAGGAAAGGUGUUAAAAGUUUAUGCCAAAAAACGAACUGGGAAGAAUGAUUUUAUAGCUACGAUGCAGAAAGCUUUAGUGAGUCAUUACACAGACAAAUUUGUUGGGUUGGGUGGAACUUUCCUUUUGAAAGAAGGAAAAGCGAAGCAGCAUGUGAUGCCGGAUUUUUCAGAAACUCCCAUAAACACUCUGGCUGAUCUUAAUAAUUGGCUGAAUUUUUACGACAUGUCUGCUCCUCUGAUCGCGGUUGGCACUUUCGUUUCUGCCGAACCGGAUUUGGAUCUCAAGGUUCAGCAUUUCCACAGUUUUUCUUAUCAUGGCGAAGGAGGACAUUACCACAUCGAUACAACUCCUGAUAUUGUAGAAUAUUUGGGAUAUUUCACACCAGGGGAAAUUUUUUAUAGGGUGGAUCAGCCUUCAGUUGUCAAGAGUUCUGGGAAGAACUAA
This is a messenger RNA of Belonocnema kinseyi, 960 nucleotides long. Its product is annotated as ester hydrolase C11orf54 homolog. Gene Ontology annotation, molecular function: zinc ion binding; hydrolase activity, acting on ester bonds. Bases 1 to 960 code for a protein of 319 amino acids. The record is from RefSeq and is a predicted model, not a curated record. The transcript has 6 exons. Gene Ontology annotation, cellular component: nucleus. NCBI's taxonomy places the organism in Eukaryota, Metazoa, Arthropoda, Insecta, Hymenoptera, Cynipidae.